Molecule: messenger RNA, 1429 nt
Organism: Chara braunii
Lineage: Eukaryota; Viridiplantae; Streptophyta; Charophyceae; Charales; Characeae
Source: the annotation of a GenBank genome assembly
CCGCUGAGCUAGCAGCCAUGACAGACCCAAUGGAACGAAGAGAGAGGGAAGACGAGCAAAAGUUAGCAUGAAAGUUGAGAAUGAAGAGGGAGAAGAAGAGGAGGAGAGAGGAAGUGAAUAAGAUGACCGCAGCAGUGGCGAAGGUGCAGGAGUGUAGAGCGGAGGUGCUGGCCCAGUCAGAUGAUAAGGCCAAGUGGGACAAAGUACUGGGCUAUCUAGAGGUGUUGAGCAAGGUCUGGAUGGAGGAGCGCCAGGCAAGCUGGAGCCAGGAUGUAGCGUUGAGUGCCAUGCGGUCCGAGUUUAGGGAUUUUGCACGCGAAAUCGUCACCCACAUUGGGGGCGAAGUCAAACAGUUGAGAGACAAUGUAGGGAAGUUUUGUGAGGGCGCCAUUCAGAGUGCCAAAGCUGCAGCCGCUAUAGAAGGAGAGGGCAGACCCCGUAAGUUCCCAGACGCGUACAAGGGAAAGAAGGACGAGAACUUUGACAACUGGGAGGCCAGUGUCAAUAGUUACAUUUACUUACAACAUACCCUGAUAGAGGAGCAAGUCCUCGUGGCCUUCCAGGCCCUGAAGGACGAAGCGGCUAGCUUCGCCAGGUCUCUCGCGCGUACAGCCGGUUGUGAAAACAACCUGGUUGCAUAUUCCAAAGUCACUCCUCUUUCCCAAUUCCUCAAGCUCCUCAAGGAGCGGUUCGCUGACCCGAUGCGAGGCAUUAGAGCCUCUGAUAAGCUCCAAACGAUCCACUCCCGGCAGUGGAGGAGUGCUAAGGCACUCAAGGGUACUAUGGACGACUUGGUAGCUGUCCCGGACCACGGGGUCACUGAGCCCCAGUUGGUCCAGUUGUUUUAUCGUGCCAUUCCAGAGGCCCUACACAGGCAUUUCUUUGACAAAUCUCAGCAGGCCGGCAUGACUUAUGAUGUAUUGAGUAGAGAAGUCGUCUUGUAUGAGUCGAAGUCUAUGCCAGUUACCACUUUCUGGCAUAAGGACCUGGAGAAGGGGAAGAAGUGGAAAGAUCGUACCAUCUCGGGCCAAGUCAAGGUGGAGCCUAGGGGAGGAGUACAGUUGUGUAGGGCAGGGGAGGUCUUACGCUGUUGUCGCGGCUGGAGGGAGGCCGCAAGGUAGAGGAGGAGGCCAGGGCCAAAGGGGCCAGGCCAUGGGAAGCCGAGGACCGGACGCACAGGGGGUUGGCGGACAGGGAAACCGCCAAGCGGGAGGUAGUGGUCAAGGUCCCCCGUUAAAUCGCCAGGGUAACCGGUCCCCACAACGAGGAGGUGGAAGGGCACCUCAAGGAGGAUGGCACCCAGGCUUGCCGCAGGGCAGGCCCUGGGAAGAUCUGGGCUUGGACCAGUGCCUAUGGCAGGAACGCGUGAGCCUGGGUCAGUGCGUAUUUUGUGGUGACCCGGCGCACGUAAUUAAAUUUUGUCCAAAGU